Molecule: messenger RNA, 2713 nt
Organism: Sander lucioperca (pikeperch)
Lineage: Eukaryota; Metazoa; Chordata; Actinopteri; Perciformes; Percidae
Product: protein adenylyltransferase SelO-like
Exons: 19
Coding region: 387-2150 (587 amino acids)
Source: RefSeq, a predicted model, not a curated record
AAUAUAAGAUCACAUUAUCAUAAUUUAAGAUAACAUUAAGUUAUACAAUUUGAGGUGCUUGUACUUUGCGUGGUAAUGCCACCUUAAACUCCACUAGCUACAUGUCAGAGUGAAAAGGCUGGACUUUUUAGUCCACUACAGAUUCAGUUAGGCUACUUGUUUCUUUGCAGGUUCAGAAUUUACAUACAACACAUACGAUCAAAACAAUAUGAUGCAGUUGUAUAGAUUAAUUAUUAUUACUGCGAUAUUACUGUACUAGUAGUUUUAGUGAAGUACAGGAUUCAGGUACUUCUUCCCCCAAUGUGUGCACCAGCUGGAAAUGAUACUACCCAUUUUCAAAUCUACAACCACAUCAGUGCUUACAGCCAGGUUGCUGUGUCUGUGACAUGUGGAGCCCCUGCAAAGUGUUAGUUUUUGCUCUGGUAGUAGCAUCCAGCUUCACAUAUGUACGUGUUCUGGAGUUCUGCCAAAGUACUCGCCAUGACUGCAAUAGUGAGAUCCAUGACAAUAAGGGAUCAAAGAGCAAGCUUUCCCAACACACUGUCAAAUCCAGGUGGAACAUGAGUGUUUCAAACCUUAUACAGGACCUGGACCAGUUCAGAGUGUCCUGCAAGAAGCUAAUAGAAGCAUUCCCGAUCGAUGAGGUUGAUGGCAACUUUGCUCGCUCUGUAAAGCACUGCAUAUUCUCCAAAUCCAAUCCAACCCCACUGAAAGACCCGUUAAGACUAGCAGCGAUUUCUAAGGACGUCAUUGAAGGGAUUUUAGACUUGGAUAUGGCUGUAACCCAGUCAGAUGAUUUCCUGCAUUAUGCCAGCGGAGGAAGACUGCCAUUAGGAUCUGUACCACUUGCCCACAGAUAUGGAGGUCAUCAGUUUGGCUACUGGGCAGGUCAGCUGGGCGAUGGUCGUGCACAUUCCCUUGGUCAGUAUACCAACAGGAAAGGCGAAGUAUGGGAACUGCAACUUAAAGGCUCUGGGAAGACACCUUACUCAAGGUCAGGAGAUGGUCGAGCCGUGAUCCGUUCUUCUGUAAGGGAGUUCCUGUGCAGUGAAGCCAUGCAUUUCCUUGGUGUUCCAACCAGUAGGGCUGCCAGUCUGGUUGUAAGUGACGAGCCGGUGAUAAGGGAUCAGUUCUACAAUGGCAAUGUGAAGACAGAAAGAGGAGCUGUUGUUCUCCGGUUAGCCAAGUCAUGGUUUCGCAUUGGAUCUUUAGAAAUUUUGGCUCAAAGUGGAGAGAUAGAGCUCCUGAGAAAGCUGUUGAACUUUGUGAUUGACGAACAUUUUUCUUCAAUCAAUUCAGAUGACCCAGAUAAAUAUUUGGUGUUUUAUUCCACAGUUGUAAAUGAAACAGCACAUCUAAUCGCCCAGUGGAUGUCGGUUGGGUUUGCACACGGUGUGUGCAACACGGACAACUUCAGCCUCCUGUCUAUCACCAUCGAUUACGGACCAUUUGGCUUCAUGGAGUCGUAUAAUCCCAAUUUUGUCCCCAACACAUCUGAUGAUGAGGGCAGAUACAGCAUCGGAGCUCAGGCCAACGUCGGACUGGUCAAUCUUGAGAAGCUGUUGAUGGCUCUCAGCCCUGUGCUUUCUAAAAAACAGCACAAGGAGGCUAAAAUUAGUUUGAAAGGAUAUGUUGAUAUUUACCAGAUAAGGAUUCAUCAGUUAUUUAAAGCUAAACUGGGGCUUCUAGGUGAAGAGGAGGAUGAUGGUUACCUCAUUGCCUUCCUGCUUAAGAUGAUGGAGGACACAAAGUCAGACUUCACCAUGGUCUUCAGGCAGCUCAGUGAAGUUCCAGCCCAGCAGCUUCACAACAGGAACUUCACACAGAUGUGGGCUUUUGAGGACUUGUCGUCCCACAAGCUCUUCUCUGAUUGGCUCAGCAAGUACUUGCUCCGGCUCAGUAGACAACAAAAUAAUAGUGAUUUGGAUCGUCAACACAGGAUGAAAAAUGUAAAUCCGAGAUAUGUGCUGAGGAACUGGAUGGCAGAGUCUGCUAUAAGUAAAGCUGAAAUUAAUGAUUUUUCUGAGGUGGAGCUGCUGUACCAUAUACUGUCAUUUCCCUUUGUUACACAAGAGACUGCAGAGGAAGCGAGCUAUGCAGCAAGACCUCCCCUGUGGGCUAAGAGGUUAAAGAUCAGCUGUUCUUCUUGAGAGAUUCUUGGAUAGAGCAAGAACGCUAAAGUAAAGAAAAAUCAUAGCAUACCUGAGCUUUGAUGUUAUAGUAAAUUCUCUCAUGCUGGUGGAAAAUGUGGUCCAAAAUGUCAAGGUCAUUGCUGUUAAAUGGUCUUUUCUGCUAAGAUUACCCACCAUGUAUGGAUACAUUGACCAACAAAAAAUACAUAGUUCUGUGUACUGAAGAAUUAAACUAAUUGUAUUUUGACUGAUUGUAAGUUCCAGUUUGUAAUGCCAUAUUGACAACAAAAUACAUUUAAAGAUGCUACAGUGGAGGCUGUCCUGUUGCCUUUCACAUACAGUAUGACUUUUCACCCUGUUCACAUAAAGUAUGCACACAUUAGAGCUACAGAAUACAAACAAGUUCCAGUGUUUUUUUACAUAAUAGCAGGUUGUACCUGAUGACAGGAAGAAGACCCAGUAAUUCAAUCCAAUAAAAAAAUGCAUUCUUAUGCCAGGUUUUAUUUAGCUUUAUAGACAUCUGUAUAUCGGAAAAGUGUUUCUGUAGUAUUUACAGCCCUCCAUGCAAACGUGACAAUAUA